Molecule: messenger RNA, 12323 nt
Organism: Protopterus annectens (West African lungfish)
Lineage: Eukaryota; Metazoa; Chordata; Ceratodontiformes; Protopteridae
Gene: LIMA1
Product: LIM domain and actin binding 1
Exons: 11
Coding region: 273-2924 (883 amino acids)
Biological process (GO): actin filament bundle assembly
Cellular component (GO): plasma membrane; actin cytoskeleton
Molecular function (GO): actin filament binding
Source: RefSeq, a predicted model, not a curated record
CCUGGGCAGAGGAGGGCAGCACUGAGUCAGCUAACUAAUGGAUGACAUCACCUCAGAGGCUUUGUAGCUUUGCCCGGGUUUGCGCUGUCGGAAUUUUAGUUAGUUAAGGGAAGUCUAGUGAAGGCUAAAAAAAUAAAAGUUUACGGAUACUCCUCAGUUUUCUGUGCUGGCCGUUUUCAUUGGAGACUGAGGCCGUGUGGUGAGUCUGGGUUGGGCUGAAUUUUAAGAAAAUAUCUGUUUUAGUGCAACUUAUUCUAGCUGCUAAGUAGAAGAUGGAACCUUCUUCAUUCAACAGAAGACAAUGGUCUUCGCAGUCCUUACGAGUAACUGCAAAAGAGUUGUCUCUUGUGAACCGGGGCAAGAAUUCAGCAAUCAUGGAACGCUUCUCCAAGUACCAGAAAGCAGCAGAAGAAGCAAGUGCGGAUAAGAAGAAACCAUUUACUGAAAAUUUGCCUCCAACUUUUCGAAGAGGGGCACAGCUGAGCAUUUUGAAGAAGAAGUGGGAGACGCCUGCUAACUCCUCAGCAGGAUCCCAGUUCCAGCGACCACCUGUUCGAAAGGAGUCUUCCGAGUUCAGACAAAGUAGUUCUACCAGUCCGAGUCCAGCUGUUGAAGAACAGCCCAGCCCAGUGCCACUUGGAGAUUCUGAACAAAACACGGAGGUCAAAACUAGGAUCCAAUCACCAGCUGCAGCUCUAAACAAGUUUCGUUAUCCCAGUGUGGACAAGGAAGAGUUAAAAGUGGAAGUAGAGAGCAGCAGCAUGGACAGAAAGCCUGUGAAAGAAGCGGGACAUGAUGGAGAAUAUGAAAGCAGGGAUGGCUUUGAGUCCCCUCACAAAGUUGAGAAGUACAAUGUCCCACUAACCAAUUUAAAGAUGAUGUUUGAGAAGGGAGAUGCAGCUCAGACAAAGCAGAGUUCUCAAGACUUCAGCAGAAGUGGAACUAGGAGAUUAUCUGAAAACUUUGCAUCUUCUGAGGACAUGGACAGGAACUCUGAGAAGGGGACUAUGUCUGGAAGUGCAUCGCCUCUUUCCAGUCCAGGAGCAGUAGAUUUAAAGAAGAACACAGAACUUCAACAGUUACAUGACAAGUCCUUGCUGAGAGAUCGAAUGGCCAAGUACCAAGCUGCUGUCUCCAAACAGGGCCACCCUGCGUCAGCUGCUCAUGACUUAAGUGCCAUGGACCAUGAAGUUAAACACUACAAAAUGGAACAAAAAGAAAAUGUGCCACCCAAUCUUUUGGAACUUUCCUCACCUCGAAUGGAGGUGCAGAAGGCUGCCAUUACAGACAGCAUACAUCACUUUGUGACAAGUCCAUCUGCAAGCACUACAGCUAAAGUUGAAAAGGAAACUGAAGCAUGUAAGUUUGUCAGUAGCCCAAAGCUGCAGAGUCCGGAUUCUAAAUCACCCUCAUCUACAGACAGUACUCCUCCAAAAUCAUUAAAGAAGUUCCAGCUGCCUACAAGAGAACUAUGUGCUGCCUGUGAGAAGACUGUUUAUCCUAUGGAACGUAUGGUAGCCAAUGAGCAAGUGUUUCAUAGAUCUUGUUUCCGCUGCUCUCACUGCAGUACCAGACUCAGCCUAGGAGGCUAUGCUUCUCUUCAUGGCAGUGUGUACUGUAAACCGCACUUUAAUCAACUCUUCAAAUCCAGAGGGAAUUAUGAUGAAGGAUUUGGGCACAAGCAGCACAAAGAGCUAUGGGCACCCAAAUCGGACAAUGAAGAAUCUCUGGACAAAACUGACGUGACUGAACCACCACAGAGCCCACGAGUGGAAGAUUCUCCAAUCGCAAAGGUGGGGGUUUUGGCUGCCUGUAUGGAAGCUAAAGUAACUUCCCUUUCACAUGAUAAAGAAGACAAGCCAGUGGAAACCAAAAAAUUGAGAAUUGCUUGGCCUCCACCUGCAGAUGUUCUCAAUACAGGAAUUACCAGUGAAGAGAAAAUAAAAGUAUAUAAACCAAAGUGGCCACCAGAGGAAGAAACCCACAAAUCUGAAAACCCAGAAUAUACUGAACUGAAAAAAUUGAGAAGAAGUGCAUCUCUCAAAGAGAGAAGUCGACCCUUUACUGUUGCACCCCCUGUCAAAUCAGUGAUGGUGAGGGACAGAAAAGAUUCUGACCAGGAAAAACAUGAUAUGCCCAGCAAGCAGCAUCAGACCAGCAUUAAACCAGCUGAAGUGUCACAAAAAGAUGCAGAGGUGGAAGUAAAAGCAGAAAGUCCUGUCAGUAUGAAAAGUGAAGACUACAAAGACUAUCCUGGAAAAGAAGACAAAAGAAAGGAGAAACACACUUAUGAGGAAAUGGACACUGAACUACACUACACUGCUGCUAAGGAAGAGGAGAAACAUAAUGAGGAACAAAGUAAACACUUUAAAGAACAGGAAACUCACUUUGUUGAGAAACACGUGAAGCCUAUAAUUAAGGAAGAAGAGAACAGUGUGAUUGAAGAACAAAGCAAGUUAGUUAAGGAACAAAACAAAAAUCUGUAUGAAGAGUAUAAAAAAGAUAUUGUUGUAGAGCAAGACAACAAUUUGAUUGAGGAUCGAGUCAAACAUCAAGCUGAGGAGCAAGUCAGACCUGUAACUGAAGAACAAGACACACAUUUCAUUGAGGAACAGAGCAUCUUAAAUGACAGUGUGGCAAAUGGGCAGCUGAGUGAGAGUGAUGAAAAUGAGUUUUAUUUGGAUAUGAAGAUAUCAAGGAGUGAAAGUUCACCUCAACGUGACGUUUUCAAAACAUUUGAGCAAACAUCGCUAUCUCUUUCUAGCAAUGAGGAGACACUAACUUCUGAUGAUCUGUCUAUCAGGCCUAUCAACAAAUCUCAAGAUAUCGGAUUCUGGGAGGGGGAUGAAACAGAGGAACUGUCUGUUGAAGAACAGAUAAAACGAAAUCGGUACUAUGAUGAUGAGGACGAUGAUGAUGACUGAUUCAGCCACCUGUACAUGACUUUUUAUUUUUUGUGCUGCUUGGUGAUGGGCCUUGCUGAAUCAGUAUUUAGCUGUGAAAAGAUGACUGCCUCUCUUCAAUGCUUGCACUUUUUUCUUAAAAGUUUUCUAAAACAUGUUUGUUCAUUAUGUGGCACAUAGAAAUUUUAAAGACCCAUAGACCUGUGUUGCUUGUUUCAUAUGAUGCUGAAAGGUACAGAAGGGUGCUGCUGACUGAAAAAGCCCGCUAAAAUUCCUUUAAAAUAAUUUGCCACAGUAUAAUUUAAUGUUCAUACAGUAAUUUGUAUUUUUAUGAAUUGAUCCUUUAUUGAUGAGGCUUUAUUCAUUGUAUAGAAUUUUAUAUUCUCAUUUUAUAGAAGAAUAAGGAGCUGCUAUGUUGAAUGCAGGCCAACUAAAAUUGGCUGAUAAAUUCCAAAAAUAUUAUACAAGAUGUUUGCUGCUCCCUUCUGGCUGGGAUGUGCAACUGUCUGUUGUCUUCAUGCAUAAGGUCUUGCAUGGCAGUGGGUGUCACACUUACGCACACAGUGAUGUGUGCACCAACUUUCUAUAAUCCGAGAAGCCCAGACUGUCAUAGAGGAAGAAUUGUAAUCAGAUGAAAACAAGAAAUCUGGAGGGUCUCUCAUAACAGCAGCUGAAGUGGAUCUUUGUUCAGCUGGAUUGUGUCCCAGUAAGACACACAUGUGAUGCACAGUAGUAAACGAUCCAAACUCAGGUGCUUGUGGCUAUUGUGAAUAAUGCAUUAGUGGGUUAAGCGGACAAGUAGAAGUUGGAGCACAGAUAACUGUAUUAAGUUCUGUGUGGAAGUCUGUUUCACAAUAGCCAGUUUUAGUUACUUGUACUGAGCAUGCAGCAGUGUUACUGUGCACUGCAUUUUAGUGUGUUGGGCUCCUUGGUCACAAUAUAUGUUGUUCACCAUGAUGUAAUUGCAAAAAAAUGUUAAGCAGCUGAUCUUUAUUUUUAUUCUGGCUAGCCUGAAUCUCUGGUGUGUGUGUCAGUCACUUUACAGGACCUGAUUUCCUUGUGUGCUGCAGUUUUUUCACUGCAUCACUUUGAUGCUGCAUUUUGUGGCACUGUUUCUGCAGCAGUCUGUUCUGUACAGCUGAUUUUAGUUCAUCAUAGAUGAUUUGAGGUGGUAAUGUGUGAAAAAGAGGCUUUGAGGUAAAUGAGAAUAAAGGUCAGUUAUUCUGAAGUCAUCUUUUGAGAGAAAACAAAACUAAAUAUUGUGAUGGUGGUUUAUAAACUCUGUAGUAGAAUGCUUAUUCUCUGUCUUUAGAACUGUGCAAUUCUUUGGUCCUGUUUAUGACAUUGUUUUCAUAAGCAGUGGACUUUUGCCAGAGUAGUAUAUUCCCUUUGCAUAGUAAAAAAAAAAUGUAGGCAGUAAGGUAGACUGGGGAAAUGCCUUAUAAGGAAUAUCUCAGGGAAAUGAGUCAAGGGAAAUGCCUUAUAAGGAAUAUCUCAGGGAAAUGAGUCAAGGGACUAAAGUGUGUAGCCCGCACACCAAGGAGGCAAGAUUAUGCCAUGGUGACUUGAAGUGUAUUGCUGUUUCGACACAUGUAAAUGCUCCCUUGAUAAAGUGUUGGAAGUUUGUAGUAUAGUAUAGUUCAACAUUCUAAGUAUUUCUGUUAUUUUGCUGGUAUGGUUUACCCUGAUGUGGUAGAAUUCCAUCUGUCAACAAGACAGGAUUUUCCCAAUGUACUAUGUGAGGAGUGACAUAGUUUUGAAACGCUUGUUCUCUGAAUGCGGCUUUCUAUGCCUUUAGUCAUGUCAGAAUUGGUAUUAUCCCACCUAGACCAACGUUCUGUAGUUAUCACUUUUAUAUCUAGAUAGACUGCAAAAUAAGAAAAGUAGAUAGAAAAAAAAAUCCACAGAACAUUGUAUAACCAGCAGAGCUUUAUGAAACAAUGGCCAUCAAAGUAACAGCCAUACAUAUUGGAACCAAGGCAUGUGAUUCAAAACCUUCUGAAAGAGCAACAUUAUGUGAAAUACUACUUAUUUAUAUUAGAAGUUUUACACCUAAGUAUUACAGAGUUAUUUUAAACCUGAAAGGAAGCAUGUUUGAAGUACUGAAUAUGCAGUAGCUUAUAGAUAAAUCCUCAUGAGUUGUGUGGCCACUUGUUUGGUAUUAAAUUGUGUGUCUGUUUUCUCUAUAUGGAUUUAUAGCAGUGAAUUGCACUCUAUAAAAAUUACUUGUUUUUUUUAAACAGUUAAUGCAAUCAUUUUAUUUGAGAAGGAAAACUGUCUGUUGAAUACAGCAGUUACAAACAAUUCCUUACCAGAAAAGUACGAGUAAAUUUUCAUAGUGCAUAGAGAGCUGUGAUUAUCAAAAAUCUGAAAAAAGGAUAAACUUAUUUCUCACUACUGUAGUACAAGACCCAGCCAUCAUAACAAUUUCAAAGGUAUGUAACAAAUGUUACACAGCCCUAAGCUGUGUGACAGUCUGGUAUAAGGCAAGGGACAUUCCUUCACUCCCAACGGUCCCUUAAUAUCUUUCCUGCUACGCCCAUGUAAGUACCUUACUUAAAUUAGGGCAGUAUUUAAAAACUGUAUGUGACUUUUUCCUUACUUUGCUGUCUGUGUCCCAGCACUUGCUAAGUGCUUUACUGGCAUUCAAAACUAGUAAAACAAUGUUUUUUUUCCCCUUUUGUAACUGAUAGUACAUGGAGUAGAUAAGACACUGAGAGUUGGCGUCACUGAUAGCUGUACCUGUUAGUAGGUGCGCUCUACACGGAUGUCAUAACUCACUUCUUGAGUUUCUUUUUCAAGGUGAGUUUCUUGAUUUCAGUGUCUUCUUGAACACAUAAUAACAUGGUUAUAAUCAGAGGAUCUGAUAGCAACCCUCUAUAACCAUGUUUUUAAGUGAGACUAAACAACAGUUGUUUAAACCCUUGAUUACAGUUUGUUGAUUCCAAAUGGUAAAAAGUUUCAGUGUAAGGAUAAAUCAUGUCAGUGAGCAGAAGUAAAUAGAUAUUUUGCAUACUGAGAUGGCAAUCAGUACAUAUGUGAGAUUCUAGAACAUUACUAAAAAAAUGGUGAAACAGAUGGACACCACCAGUAGUGAAAAAAUAAAAGUUACCCAACCUCAAGUAUUUUAUUUACACCACAUUUCAUGUCUCUCAGCCAUCUUCAGAUUAAAAAUAAUCUACAUAUAAAAUUAGACUUUUAUACUGUAAAGCAACAUGACUUGAGUAAAUGAAGCAAUGUUUUAAAGGACAAUUUCAGCCACAUACAAAGAUCACACAGUUUGUAGCUUAUCAGACAACAGUCUGUAUUAGUCAAAUAUCAUUACAUUGGCAAUAUUACCAAAGCAUGUUUUUGAAUUUCGUAAUAUAAUCCACUAGUACCUAAAGAAAGAUAACAAUUUUCAUGAAUGCCACUCAGUAAUAACUUUGCUUACUUCUGCUUUUAAUAAGCUAAACUGGAGCCAUAGCAAAGUAAACCUUUAGUUCAGAUCAAUAUAUUUGAGGGUAUAUACAACUGUCAUUGAGAUUCCAGUUCAGUAAUCGGGCUCCAUAACUUCUUCUCCUGAUGCAUUUUCUUUUUAUCACCCCUUAAAUGGGGGAAAGGACCAUGUCUUCUUCUAAACGUUUUUGUGUAAUAUCUAAUCUUUCCUUGGAUAACGGGUCAUUCAGCAAUGGAGCAAUACAAAAAAACAAUUUCUUUUUUUUUUCUUUUUCUGGUAGAAACAAAGCCUGUACACCAUUUUAGUAAAAUUUAUCAACACAGAGAUUUUGUGACAAUGAAGUAUGGCCAGCCCAUGUUGAGAUUAGCUGCUGCCAAAUGGUAGAGUGACCUAAUGGAUAAAAAAUAUAUAGCUUUAUUAAUCAACCACCUUUUAAAGUAUUUUGUUUAGUAUUUGAUUUCUAAAAGCAGUACCCCCCCCCAUAACAACCACAAAUAUACAGAAAAUGUAUCACUUUUUAUAAUAGUCAGAAGACUUUAUGCAUUUAGUUUAAAUUACAAAAGGAUGUAAAAUGUGGUCUGUUUACAGGCAAUUAUUGUGUGCAGUAACCAUAAUAACAACUUCACAGGGCUAAAGGUAAUGAGGCUUUCAUAUGUCUGUAGUGAAUAAACCCCAGUAUCAGAGAGUCAGCCAUAUUAAAAGACCUUUUGCAGAUUGUCUUGUACGUAUUUGCAGCUGCUGAAGAAAUAUAGUGAUAAUAUUACCAAGAAGGGUUGAUUCUUGCAACACCAGACAUCUUUGUAUUAUUGUACAGAACUGGUGUCAGAGCUCUAUUUUUGGUAUUCUAUGGCGAGAGAAGUACAUUUCUCCCUAGUUAAGAAACUUCAGCAAACCUGUUUAAGAAUGUUAACUUUCAACAACACAGUCCCAUUGACAUUUUCAGUUGUAAUUUGCUCAUAUAUUGAGAUAUUCCUUCUAAGUCUAGCAAUCUGUCCUUCAAGGAUUUUAAAUGAUAUUCUGUUGCGGUAAGCAUGCUUAGGAGGAAUAUACAUUUCCACCUCCUUUCACUGAUUAAUAUUCUUCAUUCUCAUUGUUUUAAUCGUUUUGCUUUUUAUUUUGCAGUGUUUUCAUUGCAGGCUUAAAUAUAUACUUUGUUCAUGCAGUUUUACAUCAUUCUGUUGGCUACCCAGUAUAAAAGAAGUAAAAAAAAAUUUAAAAAACUAUAUAAAAAGCAAAAAAAAAAGUUCAUUGAUUAAAUGUUAUUCAGACAUAAAUGAUUGAAUUCUCUUCUGAAAGCUUUAAAUAUGCUUAUUCCAGCUCAUGACCAUUCAUGCAUGUGAAUUUGGAUAAGUGUGUUUCAAUACUUCAAAGUUUAAAAUCCUUUAUUAAAUUGCCUUCUCUCUCUUAUGGUUAGGUUAUAAAAACACGUAAACAGAACCAUAAUUGGAGGUCUGAAAUUAUGAAAUUCAGUGUAGUGCAUUCAUUUGUCUUGAUUUUUUUUUUUUUUUACAGAAGUGAAUGGCUAUUUGGUUACCAUGAUUUUAUGAUUUGUCUCCAUCCCAGCAGAUGUACCACACAUUAUGUGCACUAAGUUACCAUCAAGCACAAAGUAGACCGUUCACAACAUUCAUAAAGGUCACUUUGUUAGGUUUAUAAAGAAUACCUCCUUUUGUAAGCAGUUCUUGGCUAAUAAGACCAGUAUAAACACAUGAGCUGUUGAAAGCUGAUCCUCUUAAAGUAGUGUGCAAAGCUUUUACACUGGAAACAGCUGCACAAUUGCAUCUCUCAGAAUUCUAGACGUGUACUUGCAGCUCUUUGUCAUGGCGCAUGGCCAGUGUCUGGCAUUUAGACAACAGAAUGGGAAUCUUGCUCCUGUAAGUCACCAAAUUCACUCAGUAGCUUUUAAUUUUGUGAUGUCUCAAGAUAUGAUUGACUCUUGAACAUGAGUCGAUUCACAAUAGGUACUCAAAAGGACUUUUAUCUUUAGCUGUCAGUAUUUAGCAAUGCAGCCACUGCAGUCAUUGUCUAGUUGCAGGCACGAUUACAGUUUCUCUGAUUUGACUGUGGUGAAAUAACUAAAUAUGUAAAGUCUUCAGCUAUUUAGUGAGAGAAAUGAGCCCAUUUGCCAUUUGUAGCCGUUUUCGAUCUUAUGGAAUGAAAGUAAAAUAAUUCUUUUGAAACUAGAGUACCUAAAUAUAGCAAGAAACUUAGUAAUAUAAAUGAUUUAUAUUUGAAGAUGAUUCUGACAUUAUUGUUAUUUAAAAUGCUGAAAAAGUUAUUUUUGGACGUGUUAAUAAUGAAGUCCUAUUAUUAGAAAAGGAAGCUUGACUACUACAGAUUACUGGUCCCCAAAUGAAUGGUUUGAACAUCAGGUUUAGUUUCCCUCCAGCUUCUUUUCCUACAUCCAGAGUAGUAAAGUUAUAAAUUUAACUCUUGAAAGAGUGUAUCAUUGAGAGUGUGUGUGGUGUGUGUACUUCUGUACAGGGAAUUUGUUUAUACAAGGAAAUUAUGGUUGUAUUUCGAGAGAAUUUAAAAAUUCAUACACUUCAUUAUUGUUCACGUUUUCAACAUAUGAUGAUUAUUUGAAAGUUAUUUAUGCCCAAAACUUUGGGCUAAAUAUUGGUUCAUUUUUUCAGUUAGUCUAGUUGUUUGACCAAUGUUUAGUGUAAAAGCUGUUUUUACAAGUAUGUUUUAUAUCUAGAUUUCUUUUAUUCUGGGGAAAGGUGUAAAGUCAGUGGUCUUGUGCUCAUAAACAGAUAACUAAAUAAAUUUGUGUAAAUACCACUUUUUAGGACUCUUAAGUCAGGAACUUGAUAUCUUAUCUUGCCUUCUUCUGUGUUUGACCUGAAGUUGUAUUACAUAUACCUUCUUCUAAUUCUGCCUUCAUUCCCACUGUAUUGUUUUUUACAGCUGCAGAGGUAUUGCUUGACAUUUUUUGUCAGAUCGGUAAAAUAUAUUUGUACAUUUUGUUUCUCAGGAUAAUGUGAAGAAUUCACCAGUUUAAUUUUACCUCCUAAGUUAUUGUUGUGUGUAAAUCCCACGUCAAACUGCCUGAGAAAGUCAGUAACUUACAAGACAAGAACAAGCUAACCACACUGCUAAAGGAGUCAAACAAGGACAAAAAACCUGGUUUAUUAAGAGAGGUUAGCGCUUUCGCAAAUUGGUCUGAAGAAGCAGUAACUUAGCUGGUUGGAGUGGAUUACCAUUAGCAAAAACUGAGGAUUUUUGUACUGUAGCACUCGUACAUAUUAUUACAGUGCUCCAAAGUAGUGUGCCAUUUUGGUAAAUAACAGAUGGUUUGGAUUAAUAUGAGGACUCUAUAAAAGCAGACAGUCAUCAUUGCUUGAAUACCCCAGAUGGUUCAUUAUCACUUCCAUAGUUUGGAAUGCAUGUUGCAGAUGUAUUGUAACAGAGAUAGCCUUGUGUCUUUAUAGAUGGAACUUGCUAUGCAAUUUACCUGUAACAGGUAUUAGCUGGUUGUGUGAUUGCCUAAUGUUAUAUUUAAAAGUGAAAUGUCUGCUACCUUGCAAAUAGUGACCUCUCUUCAUUUCAGCCAGGUUUGUACCUAACAGUGUUGUAAAGCAUUGUGAGCAAACCGCUGAUUAUAAUUCUAUAUGUAUAACUAGAAUUCAUGAAAAUCUUAUUGCUUGUUUUGAACAGCUAUGUUUUUGAAACAGACAGCCUUAAUGCUGUAUUUCUCUGUAAUAAUAACACUAGUCACUCGGGCCAUGAAAAAAUCUGAAAUGAAAGAAAGAACUAGUUAAACAAAAUUAUUUUCUGUGAUCCAUGAUGCAUGCAAACAGUUUAGAAUCAGUAAUUAUUAUUCACAUUUUUGGUGUUAAAAAAAAAAAAAAAAAAAAAAAAAGUCCCUUCGUUAUUAUUGCCUUUCUAGAAAGAGAAUUAUUUCAUGUCUUCUUUCCCUAACUACUGCAUUUCUGCAACUCAGGAGUAGAAGAACAUUAUUGUAGUGCGUGGAGUGUGGUGGUUAUGCUCAGAUAUUUGGAAAAAGGCAAAUCACUUAAGUGCAAGAGUGACGCAAGACCCGACCUUAACAAUUAAGCACCCCCUGUUUGUGCUAUGGUCAGGUCUAGCUCUCACCAAUAAAAUCUGCCAAAUGACAGCAGCAAAACAAAAGAGAUUUGUUUCUGCCUGCUUGGCCAUACCAAUAAGGUGGCCUAAACUUCCUCUUAUAAAAGGUAGUUAGAAUAAGAUGAUGUGUGUACACCUGUACUUUCUAAAGGAUACAGAGUCUGAAACUUAAAUGUAUGUCAUUAGUUAGUGACUUCAGCCCUUAGCGGUUUGUCUGAGAAUCACAAAUUAUAUGAAGAGCCAACCAAAAAUAUGAAGCAAUAAUCCAGAUGUGAGAAAAUCUGGACAGUUAAGAGUCAUGAAAGGUGAGUGUAAACAUAGUGGUCUGCAUUACACUACUUUUCUGAUAGCGUUUUUUUGUAACUAGGAGUACAUGGAGCACUUAAAGCUCCAUGCAGUGCAGACUUAUGAUCGGGUCUCACCGAUUCUAACCAACUCUUUAUUUGUUCUCGACAGAUUUACCUUUCAAGGUGAAUUUGUUGGCAUCCAUGUCUUGAACACACAGUAAGUUUGUUAGGAUUGACAACCCAUUCAUAAUCAUCUAGAAUUUCUGCAGUGGGUUUGUACAAGCAGAAUUCUUUUUUGUGCAUUCCGUGGCAAUAUUCUGUGGCUUGUGUUCUUUAUCUUGUAGGAAAUAAAAUAUGCAAAAUAAAAAGCUUUGCAUAGGGGUGGAUAAGGAGGGGGGAUUGAUAAGUAGCAUCAGAAAAAGGAAAGCUUGGAUACAGCAAAACUCUUGGUCAUUAAACGAGUAAAACAAACUAUACUUAAAAAAUAUGAUUGGUGUACUGUUCACUGUAAACUACACUAAUCAGCAGAUGUAGUAAAAUAAUGUGAUCGGUUGUAUUUCUAGUGGCAUCCCAAGCUACAGUGACAUGGUCAGCAUACAGGGGAACAGUGUGUGGCAGAAUCCAUUCUUUAGUUGCUGCUGUCCAGUUAUUGCCACCAAAGGGCUUUGUGAGGUAUGCCCCAUAUAGGUAAACAUAUAGAAAAUUGUUUUAAACAUAUUCUCCAUCAUUGCCUUACUGUUUAUCUUACUUGUAUUAUCAUUCUUGAUUGGCAUACUUCAUUAUAUCUUUUUUCAUACAUUGCACAGUGCAAAAAAAGAAUAAAAAGUGUGAUAGGGACUUGUAAAAUAAUCAACAGGCAUCCAAUGUACAUUCACAGGCCAUCAGCCGGAAGACGGGUUUAUAAAAGUUUGAGAAAUUGGCAUUGGCUUGUCAUUAUUUGUAAAGUUACUAUUCAAAAAUGAGCCAUGAUAAAAAUGCUGUCCUCACAGUUCCAUUAGUGUCAGAAGUACAUUUUAGCUGGCAGAAAAAUACAUAUUUUUAACUGACAUUUUUUUUAAGUCUGUUUGACUGUACUGCUAGUGUUGAACAUAGCAGAAUACUAUAUACAUUGUCACACGACUAAAAGACUUUAAAAACAAUAACUAGCACUUUAUGCCAUUUGCUCCCAAUUUGUUAUAUUUCUGUCAUCAUUUUGUUUUCCAUUUUAAUCUAUUCAUUGGUGCUUUGAAUGACUCUCUUUAAAAGCCCAUUUCACAUGUUGAAAGUCUAGUACUUUUUAAUUAAAAGGGGACCAUUUGAAAGAAAUAAUAUAUGCAUUAAACUCCUUUUUUUUAAUUGUAAUAGGUAGUUGUGACAUUGUCAGGCUUGAAGGAAAGUUACCUUACUUUUUAUGUAUACUGAAUAAAAAGCUGUCAGAUUUGUGAUUUGCAUGCUAGUAGGAACAUUUCUGUGUAUUUGCAAAAACUGGUUAACUGCCUGGAGUUAUAAUUUGUUUAGGUAAUAGUUGAACUAAAAAUAAAACUUCUGAAGUCCUGUAGAAAAUACUGAAUAAUUUGUUUUUGUCAGUUUUGGUACAAGACACUCAAUAAAUGCCUAAAUAUUUUA